AUGGAUGAACAAUUUGAACUAUUCUUCGAAAAAAUUAAAACUGAAAUGAAGAACCAAUCAGAUUCUAUAACAAGCACUAUUAUGGAAAAAAUUGGUGAAAAAUUAGAACCUGUGAUAGAAGAAAACAAAAAAUUAAGAAUUAAAGUUGAGCUUUUGGAAAAAAAGAUAGAAACUUUAGAGAGAGACAAAAAAAACAACAAUAUAAUAGUCCACGGGCUGAAAGAGGGAGAAAAGACUACAGAGCAACUGCUUAAAAAUACCAAGGAAGUAUUUUUGAAAACAUUAAAUAUAAAUAUUCAAGAUUGUGAAAUAAACAAGAUUUAUCGUAUAGGGAAAGAAAUCAAAGGUAACAAACCUAGGCCGACACUCUUAUCCUUUGUUAGUGGAUUGAAAAAAAACGAGAUAUUAAGGAAUAAGAAGAAGUCGAAGGAAAUAACAUUCACAGAAGACUACUCUAAAGAUAUUUUAGAAAAGAGGAAAGCACUAAUACCGCAAUUAACAGAAGAAAGAAAUAAAGGCAAAAUCGCUUACCUAAAAUACGAUCAACUCAUAGUAAAGGAAAAAUCAAACACAUGUUAUGAGAAAAGAAAAAGGGAGGUAUCUACUUCUCCGCAAUACUCUCAGCCAAAAAAACAACAAAUUUCAUCUUCAUCGAAGGAGAUAGUGAACGUAUAUGACAUGAUGAGAGCUAGGUCCAACUCUCUUACCUCUACAACCUGUUCAAGAGACAAAAAAUCAUAG
Molecule: messenger RNA, 741 nt
Organism: Bombyx mori (domestic silkworm)
Lineage: Eukaryota; Metazoa; Arthropoda; Insecta; Lepidoptera; Bombycidae
Exons: 1
Coding region: 1-741 (246 amino acids)
Source: RefSeq, a predicted model, not a curated record